Messenger RNA from Neurospora crassa OR74A, 926 nucleotides. RefSeq names its product methylase. Gene Ontology annotation, molecular function: S-adenosylmethionine-dependent methyltransferase activity. Lineage: Eukaryota; Fungi; Ascomycota; Sordariomycetes; Sordariales; Sordariaceae. Bases 247 to 897 code for a protein of 216 amino acids. The transcript has a single exon. The record is from RefSeq and is a predicted model, not a curated record.
UCAACUCAAUGUAUAUAUGGUUCGAUGUCAAAAUAACAUCAAUGUCCUGAAGGCAGGGUAAAGACAGGGUGAAGAAAGGGUGAAGAGAGGGAGGAGAAGAGCAUAAAUACCAGAUAGCCAUCUCCUCUUCCUGAGAGAGAAGUUCAAAAUACAGUCAUCCUUCUUCAUAGGUACCUACCUACCUUCAACAAGCCCCCCUUUGCAUCCGCAUUUCUCUUGUCUAUACCACCACAGCUGAACGCCAUAAUGAGCCAAAACAUCUACGACUCCAUCGGCUUCUUCGAGUCCUACAGCAAGUAUCCGCGCAUGGAGAAGGGACUCGCCGGCGCAUCGGAAUGGCCCCUCCUGGAGACCAUGCUGCCAUCCAGUCUUGUGUCCAAGACCGUCCUCGACCUUGGGUGCGGUGACGGCUGGUUUUCCCGCUGGGCUCUCGACCGAGGGGCGAAAGCCGUAUGCGCCAUGGACGUGUCCCAGAACAUGCUCAGCCGGGCCCGGGCUCUCAGUCCACCGGACCGAUACCCGGCCAUAACCUUCCGCCAAGUUGACAUGGACACAUUGGAGGGCCAGGACGGGGGACUGGAUCCCGAAGCGAAUGACGUUGCUUUCAGCGGCCUCGCCCUGCACUACCUCGUUAACCUCGAGGCGGCUCUCCGACAGGUCUUUAGGUCCCUUCGGCCGGGCGGCUUGUUCGUCUUUUCCGUCGAACACCCCAUCUUCACGGCUCCUCAACGGCCGGGGUUCCAAAAGUCUGGUGCUGUCCAGGACUGGCCUUUGAGUAGUUACUUUGCCGAGGGAGAGCGAGAGGUCGACUGGCUGGGUGCGCCGGUGAGGAAGCAGCAUCGAACCAUUUCUAGGUCAGUAGGUAGCUCCGCGCUCCGAGCGAGGCUUGUGUGCUAACAUGGGUUUCGUGCUCAAGCUAUCUGAAG